Molecule: messenger RNA, 819 nt
Organism: Lithohypha guttulata
Lineage: Eukaryota; Fungi; Ascomycota; Eurotiomycetes; Chaetothyriales; Trichomeriaceae
Gene: PRE6
Product: Proteasome subunit alpha type-4
Exons: 3
Coding region: 1-819 (272 amino acids)
Biological process (GO): proteasomal protein catabolic process; ubiquitin-dependent protein catabolic process
Cellular component (GO): proteasome core complex, alpha-subunit complex; nucleus; proteasome core complex
Source: RefSeq, a predicted model, not a curated record
AUGGCUUCGGGCUACGAUCGAGCACUUUCAGUGUUCAGUCCUGAUGGGCACGUGUUUCAGGUCGAAUAUGCACUCGAAGCAGUGAAGAGAGGAACAUGUGCUGUUGGAGUGAAAGGAAAGGAUAUUGUUGUACUUGGUUGCGAGAAGAGAUCAGCUAUGAAACUACAAGAUACAAGGAUAACGCCGUCCAAGAUUGGUCUGAUCGAUACUCACGUCUGUCUGGCCUUUGCUGGUCUCAAUGCUGAUGCACGUAUCCUGAUUGACAAGGCGCGACUGGAAGCUCAAUCGCAUCGUCUGACGGUCGAGGAUCCAGUUACCAUCGAAUACAUCACAAAGUACGUCGCCGGUGUACAGCAGAGAUAUACGCAGAGCGGUGGUGUAAGACCUUUUGGCAUCAGUACUCUCAUCAUCGGAUUUGACAAGGGUGAAACCGAGCCAAAGCUGUACCAGACAGAACCUUCGGGAAUUUACUCAGCAUGGAAAGCCAACGCCAUCGGUCGAUCGAGCAAGACUGUCAGGGAGUUCCUAGAACGAAACCACAAGGACGACAUGGACCGAGAAGCCACAAUUUCGCUGACGGUCAAGUCGUUACUGGAAGUGGUACAGACAGGAGCAAAGAACAUCGAAAUUGCAAUCAUGGCACCAGGCAAGACGAUAGAAAUGCUGCCAGCCGAGCAAAUAGAGCAAUAUGUCAAGACUAUAGAGGCAGAGAAGCAGGAGGAGCAAGCUAAGAAGAAGCCUGGUCGAGGCGGGCCAGCUGGUGCAGCUUCUUUGCCAUCGAGGCCUGUCACAGAGCAAGAAGGCUCGACCGGCGUCUAA